This is a messenger RNA of Cyprinus carpio (common carp), 2941 nucleotides long. RefSeq names its product cannabinoid receptor type 1A-like. Gene Ontology annotation, molecular function: cannabinoid receptor activity. Gene Ontology annotation, biological process: G protein-coupled receptor signaling pathway. The record is from RefSeq and is a predicted model, not a curated record. Gene Ontology annotation, cellular component: membrane. Lineage: Eukaryota; Metazoa; Chordata; Actinopteri; Cypriniformes; Cyprinidae.
AGGAGAAGAGCGUCUCAUUCCUACAAACCUGCAAACCCAGAGACAGCGCGCGCGUCUGGACCCGCACUCAGUCGCGAGGCUGCGGUGGAGCAGGAUCUCUGCGAGAGCAUCUCAUCUGUUUCUCAAGCGAGCAACACCUGCGCGAACUAUGUGAAGGUUUCCUUCAGAGCAUCUGUGACCAUGCUGUUCCCUGCCUCAAAGUCCGAUGUUAAAUCUGUUCUGGACGGAGUGGCAGAAACCACGUUCAGAACCAUCACUUCUGGACUGCAGUACAUUGGUAAUAAUGAUGUUGGCUACGAAGACCACAUCAUAGACGGCGACUUCGGCAAAGGUGGAGGAUAUCUUCUGCCGAAGCCGUUUGCAGCCUACCGCAGAAGCUCCUUCGCUGAUAAAGUGGGACCGGAUGAGGAACUCAUCAUAAACGGUAUUCCCUUUUACCCCACGAACAGCUCUGAUGUGUUUGGGAACUUCAGCCUCGGAGAUGAAGGGAGCAGUCUGCAGUGCGGGGAGAACUUUAUGGACAUGGAAUGCUUCAUGAUACUGACUCCUAGCCAGCAGCUCGCCAUAGCCGUGCUGUCUCUCACGCUGGGGACUUUUACUGUAUUGGAGAACCUGGUGGUCCUGUGCGUGAUACUGCAGUCACGUACCCUGCGCUGCAGGCCCUCCUACCAUUUCAUAGGCAGCUUGGCCAUCGCAGACCUGCUUGGCAGCGUCAUCUUUGUCUACAGCUUCUUGGACUUUCACAUCUUUCACCGCAAAGACAGUCCGAACGUGUUUCUGUUCAAGUUGGGGGGCGUGACGGCCUCGUUCACCGCAUCUGUGGGAAGCCUGUUCCUCACCGCCAUCGACCGAUACGUUUCUAUCCACCGUCCGCUGGCGUACAGGCGCAUUGUGACACGCACCAAAGCCGUGAUCGCCUUCUGCAUGAUGUGGGCGAUCUCUAUUAUCAUCGCCGUGCUGCCGCUGCUGGGCUGGAACUGCAAGCAGCUCAACUCGGUCUGCUCCGACAUCUUUCCGCUCAUCGACGAGAACUACCUGAUGUUCUGGAUCAGCGUGACCACCGUUCUGGUCAUCUUCAUUAUUUACGCUUACAUGUACAUCCUCUGGAAGGCCCACCACCACGCGGUGAGGAUGCUGCGGCGCACGUCUCAGAAGAGCCUGGUGGUCCACUCCUCCGACGGCACCAAGGUCCAGACCGCCAGACCGGAUCAGGUUCGCAUGGACAUCCGUUUGGCCAAAACGCUGGUUCUGAUCCUGGUGGUGUUGGUGAUCUGCUGGGGGCCUCUGCUGGCCAUCAUGGUGUAUGAUCUGUUCUGGCGGAUGGACGACAACAUUAAGACAGUGUUUGCGUUCUGCACUAUGCUCUGCCUGCUCAACUCCACCAUUAACCCAAUAAUCUACGCUCUCAGGAGUAAAGACCUGCGGAGGGCCUUCCUCGCCACCUGCCAGGGCUGCAGGAGCACCUCCAGCACGUCCCUGCAGCUGGACAACAGCCUGGAGUCAGAUUGUCAGAGGAAUCAGCACAUCGCCGCCCACCGUGCGGCCGAGAGCUGCGUCAAGACCACCGUGAAAAUAGCCAAAUUGACAAUGUCCGUCUCAGCGGAGACAUCGGCUGAAGCCGUUUGAUUGUACUGCCGGCCGGGUGAUGUUCAGAUGCAUCUCAAAAGAAUGUCAUGGAAAGUUCAAAACACAAAGCUGCUUAAGUUAUCACUGGAUUGAUGAAGUGUUCACUAUUACAUUUCAUCGCUUAAGUGCCAAAUUUGAUUUUUUUUUUUUUCUCUCAGAAAAGGUUCUCACCCAGUAAAUGAAAUUGUUGGGGCUUUUUUGUUGUUGUUGUUGUUUGCCCUUAUAUUUAAUUGUAAUGUGUGGAUGUUGUGUGUGCUUUAUGAAAGUUUACUAUAUUUUUAUACUUUGAUUUUUUGUUUUUUGAACAAUGAUAUCUUCUCACAUGGGAAUAAGGGGCUAAUGAACUUUUUAAUAAAACCGUGUAAGUAUGAAUUCAAAUACAUACAUACAUACAUAUAUAUAUAUAUAUAUAUCAUACAUACUAUAUAUAUAUAUAUAUACACACACACACACACACAUUGGUAUCUAUGUAAAUAUGUGUCAAACCCUGUGGAGAUUUAGUGUAUCCAACAUCAUUGUGAUAAACCACAAAAGAUAAGAGUCUCUCUGUUUUUGAGAUGUCUUGCUUUGCCAAUGAAGUAAAUGUUUUGAAACUGAAAGUAUUAUAAGAGGAGCAAGUUCUUAGGUACAUGAAUAAUGAAAGCAGGAAAAGUGAGGACAUUUGUUUGGUUCGGUUAACAAAUGUAUUGAAUAUCGUUUACUAAGAUAUAUUUGGUCCGUUACAUGAUACUUUAGUGUUAUUGUUGUGAGGAUCAGAAAAAAGACAGGACUAUUUUUUUUUUAACAAGAUGGCCGUUAUUGUGUUUUAUCAUCACAGAUAAUACAGUGACUGAAAUAACUGUUGGAUUUGAAUCUGAUUGUAUUUUUUCAUUCUGCCGAUGUAUUUCUCUGAGAUGUAAAGUAAAAUUCAUUUUACAAUAUGCACAAAGCCCAGAGAAAAAUAAAAAAGAUAAAAAUAACAUUUUGUUAAUAGAAAAUUUGUAGUUAAUCUUGUAGUUAAUUAACAAGCAACUGAAAUGUACAUAUCAUAAUUGUAUAGUCAUAUUCCUUAAAGCGUGAUAUGGUGUGGUGGUGCUUUUUUGUUUGCACUGUUCAAAAGUAUAGGUACAUUCCUUACAUAAAAUGUAUCUACUUAAGUAUUGAAGCUUACAAAUCAUAAAAUGUCACAGUGGCUUUUGUCCCAAAGUAGUUCUUGAAAGUCUGUCUCGAAAUGAUGUCUUAAAAUACAGAAGCUGCUUGCACACUUAUGUAUCACAGUUUAGUCCAUUUCAAGUAUUUUUUUUUUUUUUUUUUAAAUAAAGUCAGUACUGACCUA